Messenger RNA from Penicillium digitatum Pd1, 810 nucleotides. RefSeq lists its product as uncharacterized. Lineage: Eukaryota; Fungi; Ascomycota; Eurotiomycetes; Eurotiales; Aspergillaceae. The record is from RefSeq and is a predicted model, not a curated record.
AUGAAGCCUAACCUCAGUCGCACCUCGACAUCACCAUCACGGCUGUUGCAACUCCCAGCCGAGCUUCGUCUCAAGAUCUACGAGUAUGCACUAGACGUACCAAAUGAGUACCUAGUCAGCAACCCGAUGAUCGUGCUAGGCGAUCAUGGCAAUACCUUCACAGCCCGCGGCCAAUACCGAGCCUUAUCAAUGAGUCCUCACUGGGUUGGCGAAGAUGGCACCGCACGCAAGCUACUAGCAGUGAACCGCCAGCUCCACGACGAAGCUGAAGAUUACCUCUACUCAACACACACCCUCUUCCUCCGCAACUCCUUCAAUCUCGACCGACUAGCUGAAUUCCUGGACACGCUUAGUGCAACCGCCCGCGCCCGCAUUCGUAGUGUCGGCUUCGAGGUCUUCUUCUUUGUGCACACGCAGACCGGCGUGCCGAAGCGCACCCUGAAACAAUACGAGGCUGCGGCACGGCUUCUAUCUGAGAAAAUUCCGCUCUGGAAUAGUGUGCUGCUUUACCUCGAUCCACGCUACUAUUAUCCAUCUGCGAACGUGGGUGGUCGGGAUCCCACGGCCCGAGGAGUAUUUGAUCUUGCUACGCGCUUCGGCGCCUUGUGCAAAGAUGUGAGAUUCUAUCCGCUGCCGAAUGGUGAUCAGCAUCUGCUUGAUGAGGCUCAGCAGUUUGUUUGGCGGAGUCGUUCGUCGUUGAGACCGUCCGAUGAUCGUCGGUCUAUUAAGGGAUGCUCAGCUUGGUCUUUGGAUUUCAAGAAGACGUUGGUUGCACCAAGUCGGGUCUGGCCCGCCUCGUCUGUUUGCUGA